UACGACUCAACUUACCCUGGAGCAGAUGUUGAUGCAUUGUCAGAGUGUGGCGAGAGCUGUCAAGAGUGCUUUUACGUUUGCAGAUAUCCCCAUGGGCUAUUAUGAAAUAUCCCCCGCACAGGCUCUACAAUCAGCCGUCCGAAUCGUCAAAGAAGGCCACAUGAAAGCAGUGAAACUCGAGGGAGACAAAAACAUGGCGCCAACGAUCAAGAAAAUUUCCGAAGCUGGCAUUCCCGUCGUGGCACACAUCGGUCUGACUCCUCAACGGUCGAAUUCCCUGGGUGGGUUCAAAGUGCAGGCCAAGUCAGCCGCUGGAGCAGUGAAGCUAUUGCAGGAUGCCCUCGCCGUACAGGAAGCAGGGGCAUCCAUGAUCCUCAUCGAAGCAGUGCCUACCGAAGUCGCAGCUAUGGUAACUGAAAGGCUUGCAGUUCCAACCAUUGGUAUCGGUUCUGGGAGUGGCUGCUCCGGCCAGGUUCUAGUCCAGCCGGAUAUGACGGGCAAUAAUCCGCCGGGGACAUUUAUGCCCAAGUUUGUAAAGACCUAUGCUGAUGUCUGGGGUGAGGCUUUUCGGGGAAUUGAAGCGUAUAAAAAUGAGGUCAAGAGCAGGGCUUUUCCUUCGCCAGAGUAUACGUAUCCCAUCUCCAAGGAGGCUUUGGAGGAAUUCCAAAGUGUCGUGGACGGUGUUCCUUUGGGACAGGAGAAAUAGAUACCAUCAUUGUGUGAGAAUUCAAUUCAAUA
Aspergillus wentii DTO 134E9 is the source of this 738-nucleotide messenger RNA. Its product is annotated as 3-methyl-2-oxobutanoate hydroxymethyltransferase. Bases 26 to 706 code for a protein of 226 amino acids. Gene Ontology annotation, biological process: pantothenate biosynthetic process. NCBI's taxonomy places the organism in Eukaryota, Fungi, Ascomycota, Eurotiomycetes, Eurotiales, Aspergillaceae. Gene Ontology annotation, molecular function: magnesium ion binding; 3-methyl-2-oxobutanoate hydroxymethyltransferase activity. The record is from RefSeq and is a predicted model, not a curated record. Gene Ontology annotation, cellular component: mitochondrion. The transcript is spliced from 2 exons.